UAUCCAUGCACAAGCAGACGUGUACGUAUGACGAAACGAUCAUCACUCUAUCAGAAAUGUCAGGAGAGUUCACCCAGCGCAACGUUUUCUGAAUGAACUGGGGAAUGUCACGUCUGUACACCUCGUCAUUGCACUCCCUGGUGAGGAGCCCCAGGAGAUCGGAGGCUAUCCUGAGGAGAUUCAUCAUUCGUAACGUCGGGAAGACAUCUGCGACGUGCGAGCGAGGUUAUGAGGGAGAUUUCAACUCCAUUGCUAGUAAACACUCGUGUCUGGGUGGUAAAAUCGGCGGUGCCUCCACUGCAUUGACAGCUGCCUGCCAGGGGAAUCAUGACAGGAGGGACUAUCAGAGGAGUUGGAGGAGUGAGAAGAGGUACAGGGGGUUCACUUUUAUUCUAGGAGGAAUUGGACUCGGCAUUGCCUUGUGUGAUGCUCCUUAUUUCACCAAAGAGAAAAGGUUCUUCAGAGCAGCCCAAUACGGAAAUAUUCCUGACUUGAAGAAGUCGUUGUCUGAAGGAGUCGAUGUUGACUCCAAGCAUCCUCUGGGCUGGACAGCCCUCCACUCUGCUGCAAUUAAUGGAAAAACAGAGGCUGUGAAAUUUUUGAUAAGCAAUGGAGCUGAUGUCAAUGCUGGGGAUGAAUUCGUUAACGUGUAUAAAACUGCGAUCGAAAAGGGAUUGCAUUCUCUGGAUGUCCUUACAAAACGUGAAGAGGAGUUCUCCGAUCGUCUCAACAACAGAGCGACGUUCAAGGGAUUCACAGCCCUGCAUUAUGCUGUCCUCGCUGACUCAAUAUCCUGUGUGAAGGUGCUGCUGGAUGCUGGUGCUAAUCCCACAAUUGAGAAUGACACGGGCCAUCGAGCGGUGGAGUACGCUCGAGACGACGAGAUUAAGGAGUUACUCGUUAAACAUGCUGCUAAAUAUGACGAACUGAUGAAGGAGAAGGAAGCUGAAGAACGACGAAGAUUUCCUCUUGAACAAAGACUAAAGCAGCACAUUGUGGGCCAAGAGGGGCCCAUAUCAGUCGUUGCCUCAACAAUAAGAAGAAAAGAAAAUGGAUGGAUUGACGAGGAGCACCCCCUGGUCUUCCUCUUCCUGGGAUCAUCUGGAAUUGGAAAGACAGAACUGGCGAAGCAACUUGCUGCCUACAUACACAAGGGUAAACCAGACGGAUUCAUUCGAUUGGACAUGUCUGAGUAUCAGGAGAAGCACGAGGUUGCAAAGUUAAUAGGAGCUCCUCCGGGUUAUGUAGGCCACGAUGAUGGGGGCCAGCUGACAAAGUUGUUGAAGAAGAAACCGAAUGCUGUGGUGCUGUUUGAUGAAGUGGAUAAGGCACAUCCUGAUGUUCUCACUGUUCUUCUACAAUUAUUUGAUGAGGGACGAUUGACCGAUGGCAAAGGCAAGACCAUCGAAUGUAAAAACGCCAUUUUCAUAAUGACGUCGAACCUAGCAAGUGAAGAAAUAGCAGAACAUGGCAUACAACUGAGGGCUGAAGCUGAGCGUCUCCUCAAUCAGAGGCUCGAUAAGACCGAGAAUGAGGAUCAAGCACCAGACCAAAUCGUGAUAUCCAGGAAUUUCAAGGAUGAAGUGGUGCGACCCAUAUUGAAGGCUCAUUUUCGUCGGGACGAAUUCCUAGGCCGAAUCAAUGAGAUUGUUUACUUCCUGCCGUUUUCCCGUGCUGAAUUGAUAAAACUAGUCGCUCGUGAAUUGGAUGCAUGGGCGAAGAGGGCACGGGACAGACACAUGAUCGAAUUAAAGUGGGAUCGUGAGGUGCUUUCAGCACUUGCUGAUGGGUAUGAUGUUCACUAUGGUGCACGAUCCAUUAAGUAUGAGGUCGAGAGGAGGGUGGUUAAUCAGUUGGCGGCUGCACAUGAACGAGGACAGAUCACUAAAAAAUGUUGUGUCAAAUUGAAAGCCAAAUGGCACGAGAAUGGAGUUUCAAUAGGACUAUCGGUGCGACCAGCUGGAGUAAAAGACUUCGUGGACAUCGAUGAAACAGACAAUGUCAUAAAAAACGUAAAUUCAAAAUUCUGACCAUUGUCCAUUGAACGUAAAUAAAUUGCCAAACGCCCAAUACUCGCCCAAACUCGUCAUUUCGCGCUGAUAAAUAAUUCAUCAAGAUAUUCUGAAAAGCAUGAUUCAGGGAUUAGAGAUGUACUACAAUUCGUUAUUUUGUAGGUUGUAUCUAAAUAUAAUGGAUGAAAGAGACCAGAGGUAGAGAUAUUUGAUGUAAAUAUGAUGAUUAUUCUUUAUUUUGAAUAAAUCGAUCAAUAUAGAAUACAUAACAUGAAAAUAUUUGGUUCCACAUCACAUUUAAGAUACAGUAUAUAAGUUUCAAGACGAAUUUCGAACAACCACGGAUUAUUUAAUAAUUUUUGGGUACACGGCAAAUUUCUUCAAUGAAAACUAAGUCCAGAAAAUGUGACACACAAAUAGAAAAAAAAAUUGCUGAUUUUUUUCUGAAUAAUUUCAAUUACGUAACAGUUUUACCUGUUUUAGUUGUGAACUGAAUAAUUUUUUAAAUUAAUUUUUCAAUUAAAAUAGUUGCCGUUGAGGUAUUUGAUUUAAUAAUUACAGUAUCAAGAAUAGAACAUCACGAAACGUUAUGCAGAACAGGAUAGAACACAGACACAUCAGUUAGUUUGAUCAACAUGAUUGUUAUCAAUUGAAAAAUAUGAUUUAUGUAUUUAACCAUUUGAUUUUCACUGGAAUUCUGUCAAAAUUUGAUCUCCCGAUAUAUUGAAAUUAUUCCAAAUUGGCAAGUCAAGAGCAUUUCGCUGAUUGUUUAUUCCUCACGACGACAAGUAUAAUUAAUAUGUUUUCAUGACUUCUUUGAUAUUUUAUGAUUUAUUUAAUCAUUAUUCAAACCUCCUUGUCUCUGUGCUCGAUAAAUUUCAUUAUUCCUCUUUAAUAUAAAUAUCUAGUUUGAUAUUUUUAUAUAAUAAGUAUAUGUUUUUUAAUAAUCCUUUUAUAGAGCUAUAUAUAGAAAUACUGUAGGUGUAUAAUAGAAUAAGCGUACGAUUCGGACCACGCUCUUAUGGCUGAGCGUUAUUUAUUCACUCCUCAAAAGUAUAUUUUGUGAUAUAUUCGUAUUAUCAUGCUUAAUAACAAUAGUUAUAUUAUCUCCAUAGAACUAGAUAUUUUUUCAACAACAAUUUUGAAAAAAACUCCAUUUUUCUGUUUGUUAUUUUAUAUAUUUUUAAUAUUAUCGCUCAAGUUAGAUUUUCAAUAGUUAUUUAUCAUAAAUGAUUAUCAAACGAUUUGAAAUUAUAGUGUUGGAGGCGAAAAUUCAUUGAACCGUUUAUUUAUCAUUUAUCAAAGGCAGAAUAAUGUGAAAAUCAGAGGAAGAGAGGGGAUCGAGCUAUUUAAACAAUAAAAAGCGUCAUUAUUGA
Diachasma alloeum is the source of this 3388-nucleotide messenger RNA. RefSeq names its product caseinolytic peptidase B protein homolog. Gene Ontology annotation, molecular function: ATP binding; ATP hydrolysis activity; protein binding. NCBI's taxonomy places the organism in Eukaryota, Metazoa, Arthropoda, Insecta, Hymenoptera, Braconidae. Gene Ontology annotation, biological process: cellular response to heat. The record is from RefSeq and is a predicted model, not a curated record. Gene Ontology annotation, cellular component: mitochondrion; cytoplasm. Bases 93 to 2030 code for a protein of 645 amino acids. The transcript is spliced from 10 exons.